AUGAAAUGCGGUAACACGAGUGAGUUAUGGAAUAAACACAUCCACGAUCGCCUUGAGUUCCUGCAAUUCAGUAGAGAAGUAGUAGAAGGCAAAGUUGAGCCAGAUGAUCCCGGUAGCAACCCCUUACCACCCGCUGCAGCUGCCCAAAGUCCGAGAGUGUUCUUUAAUCACACGAGCUACGAAUUUGCCCCAGAUGAUAUUAAGAAGGGAAAAUGCAAAAUAAUAAUCACCCAUAGGAAUCCUAAGUCUACAUACUUGAGCUGGUUCUACAUGUUGAGAGAUGGUCUAAAAGUGUUUUUCACUCGGGACCAUCCUCUAACUUGGGAAGAUUUCUCUGCUGCAAUGUUAACAGGAGAAACAAAAGACAUGGCGGGAUUUAAUGGGACUUGGUUUGACUUCUAUAAACAAUGGUGGGAGAAUAGAAACGCAAGCAUGUUCUUCCUGAAUUACGAAGCAAUAAUAAAGGAUUGUAAAGCGGUAAUAAAAGAGUUGGCAGAAUUUUUAGGGAAGGACUUGAAUGAUGAGCAAUUAAAGAAUAUUGAAGAACAUAUCAAAUUUGACAACCUUAAGAAGAGCCCUGGGUUUGGUCAGGCCUUUGCUCGUACCAAAGCAAUUGCAUACGAGGAUUCUCCUCAUAUGAGAAAAGGCAAGAUUGAAGACUGGAAGAAUGUUUUCACAGUGACACAGAGCGAACAAUUUGAUAGACUUUACCUGGAAAAAAUGAAAGACACCGGCUUCCCCGAACCAAUAUAUGAAUGA
Messenger RNA from Owenia fusiformis, 759 nucleotides. Lineage: Eukaryota; Metazoa; Annelida; Polychaeta; Sabellida; Oweniidae. The record is from the annotation of a GenBank genome assembly.